AAGUUGAUGUUAUUUGUUAAAUUGUUCUCAAAUAUGUUUUAUAUAUGAUUAAAUUCACUGGAUGCUAAUAAUUUUCACGUAUUUUGUUAAACCAGCAUAAAUCGACACAAACCGAUUGUAUCAUUGGUCGUACCAUUCCACUUUCGAAAAUCGAUUGACAACCUGAGCAUGGAUAAUUAAUUCAUCAUCCAUAUAAGUCCCCUACAAAAUCCCGCAAGGGCAAUUGCUCUCCUUCCACAUCAAACUUAAAACAGAGGAACAAAGGGCAGAUAGCUAGCUACACACUUCCUUCCUUAACGAUUUGGCAAGAGAGAAAUUAAAUGGGCAGCCCUAAAAAAAAUGUUUCCAUCGAUGCACCACCACAUGCAGUUUGCAUACCCUUCCCGGCACAAGGCCACAUCAACCCGAUGCUCAAGCUCGCCAAAAUCCUCCACUACAGAGGCUUCCACGUCACCUUCGUCAACACCGAGUUCAACCACCGCCGCCUCCUCCGCUCCCGUGGCUCCGCCGCCUUCGACGGCCUCGACCGCUUCCGCUUCGAGACCAUCCCCGACGGGCUCCCACCGUCCGACGCCGACGCCACCCAGGACAUGCGGGCCCUGUGCGAUUCCACGAGGAAGCACUGCCUGGCUUCGUUCAAACGGCUGCUUUCCGAGCUAAAUAAAGCAGCGUCGGCCGGUGAUGGUGGUGGCGGAGUGGCUCCUCCUCCGCCGCCGCCAGUUAGCUGUGUGGUUUCUGACGCCAUCAUGAGUUUUACGCUUGAUGCUUCUGAUGAGAUAGGGAUUCCUAAUGUGCUGUUAUGGACGGCGAGCGCGUGUGGGUUCGUGGGUUAUUUACAUUAUCGCCAGCUCCUCCAAAAGGGCAUUGCUCCCCUCAAAGAUGCAAGUUACUUGACAAAUGGGUACAUGGAAACUCAAGUUGACUGGAUCCCUGGCAUGGAAGGCAUCCCUUUGAAGUAUCUCCCAAGCUUUUUCGCCACAACGGAUCCAAAUGACCUUAUGUUCAAUUUUGCCCUAGAACAAAUCGAACGAUCUCGAAAUGCAUCGGCACUAAUUUUCAACACAUUUGAUAAACUAGAACAAGAAGUUCUUCGGUCUCUCUUCCCAACCUUCCCUCCAAUCUACACAAUCGGCCCUCUGCACCUCCUGAAAGUCCAAGAAACCGGCUUGGAAUCUCUUCAAUCGAACCUGUGGAAAGAGGAAACUGAUUGCCUCGAAUGGCUCAACCAGAAAGAACCCGAUUCGGUUGUCUACGUCAAUUUUGGGAGUAUCACUGUCAUUACACCUCAUCAAUUGGCUGAGUUUGCUUGGGGACUAGCGAGUAGCAACAAGAAUUUCUUGUGGGUCAUUAGGCCUGACCUUGUUAUGGGCAAUUCCGCGAUUCUUCCCCAAGAGUUUGUGGACGAGACCAAGGAAAGGGGACUGUUGGCGAGUUGGUGCCUUCAGGAGAAAGUGCUUAAACACCCAUCGGUUGGAGGGUUUUUGACACACUGUGGAUGGAACUCGACGCUCGAGAGCUUGACGAGUGGCGUGCCCAUGAUCUGCUGGCCUUUCUUUGCCGAACAACAGACUAAUUGUUGGUUUAGCUGUAACAAAUGGGGUGUUGGACUUGAGAUCAGUAGCGUUGUUACGAGGAGUGAGAUUGAGAGGCUUGUUGGGGAGUUGAUGGAUGGGGAGAAAGGGAAAGAGAUGAAGAAAAGAGCCUUGGAGUGGAAGAAAUUGACGGAGGAGGCAACUGAAGAUGAGAUUGGGGAGGCUUACCUGAACUUGGAAGACAUGAUCAAUAAGGUUUUAUUGAAUUACAAGGAGAAGACAAAUUGAAGAUUGUAGAGAUUCAUUCACAGGAUAAAUUUGGUACCGAAUAAGAUGUGGAACGAUUCCAUGAGCAAAUGUCAAUAUAUUAUUAUAAGCUUUAUUUGCGAACUAAAUAAAAAGUGCAUCGUUUUUUCAAGCUAUCAUGUAUGCUCCAUAUAAAUUGAUCAAUUUUUCUUCCAUUUGUUGCAUAAUUACGUGGAGAACUUAAUUUUCAUCAAGUUAGAUUGGCCCUCAAAUAGAAUUUUUGGUAUGUU
Messenger RNA from Linum trigynum, 2068 nucleotides. The record is from the annotation of a GenBank genome assembly. NCBI's taxonomy places the organism in Eukaryota, Viridiplantae, Streptophyta, Magnoliopsida, Malpighiales, Linaceae.